ACUAGCCGCGGCAGCAAAGCUUUUUGCAAAAUUCAGCUGAUAAAAGCAUUUUCUGCAUUUCCAGAAGUUUGUUAUGCUUAAAACUAUUUAUAUGGAUCACAAAUAAAAACUAGCCUUUGCCAAAAAACAUUCACAAUGAACUUUUCUGACAACGAAGCGGAUGAUACAUCAAGUGUAGAUAGUACAUCGAAUACUGACAAUACAUCUCGUAGUGAGACACCAACCAAUUCACGAGCCAAAAAGCGACGACGCGGAAAGAAGAAAGUAAAUAAACAAGUUAAACCGCCUUAUAAAUUUAACUGCAGUGCAAAGGAAGAUCAUGGUCAGCCUUUAUUUGGGUGUCAGUUCAACCACCACCUGGGUGAGAAUGAACCGCCAAUAUUUGCCGUUGUUGGAAGUAACAGGGUGUCUAUCUAUGAAUGCCCUGAGUCUGGAGGUUUCAGGUUUUUGCAAUGUUAUGCUGAUCCUGAUGUAGAUGAGACUUUUUAUACCUGUGCAUGGUCCUACGAAGAGGAAACCAAUUUGCCUCUUUUAGCUGUUGCAGGCUCCAGAGGUAUUGUCAGAAUAUUCCAUCCAGCAACACAAACAUGUAUCAAACACUAUAUCGGCCACGGGCAUGCUAUUAAUGAGGUCAAAUUUCACCCGAGGGAUCCUAAUCUGUUAUUGUCAGCUAGCAAAGAUCAUGCCUUAAGGCUAUGGAACAUCAUGACUGACGUAUGCAUAGCAAUUUUUGGGGGUGUAGAAGGACAUCGAGACGAGGUAUUGAGUGCCGAUUUUGAUCUGAAGGGAGAGAGGAUUAUGUCCUGUGGAAUGGAUCAUUCCCUAAAACUGUGGAGACUAGACAAGCCCUCAAUGAAUGAAGCUAUCAAACAAAGUUACAAUUUCAAUCCACACAGAGCACUGAGGCCUUUCAAUUCUUUGAAGGAGCACUUCCCAGAUUUCUCAACGAGAGACAUACACAGAAAUUAUGUGGACUGUGUAAAAUGGAUGGGUGAUCUCAUUUUGUCUAAGUCCUGUGAAAAUGCUAUUAUUUGCUGGAAGCCGGGUCGUCUAGAAGAUACAGAACUGAGGCCAGGAGACAACUCGGUGACUAUAGUCCACAGAUUUGACUACAAGGAGUGUGAAAUCUGGUUCAUUAGAUUUGCUGUGGACUACAGCCAGAGGGUGAUAGCCCUGGGCAACCAGUGCGGCAAGACGAUGGUGUGGGAGUUGGGCAACGUGGCGGGCGGCUCGCGGGUUUCGCAGCUCGUGCACCCACGCUGCAGCGCCGCCGUCAGACAGGUGACACUAUCUAAGAAUGGUAAAAUAUUACUGACUUGUUGUGAUGAUGGCACAAUCUGGAGAUGGGACAGAGUCAACAACGGAAGUGUGUGAACAACAAAUCUUAAUCAAGAUAAUAAUCAGCCAUGGAAUAAUUGAUAUGAAUGAAAACAAUAAUAUAAUACUUAUUAAGACAUUUGAAAUAAAUCAAUACAAGAACUGAG
Aricia agestis (brown argus) is the source of this 1484-nucleotide messenger RNA. RefSeq names its product polycomb protein EED-like (gene escl). Gene Ontology annotation, biological process: negative regulation of transcription by RNA polymerase II. The coding region runs from base 136 to 1374 and encodes 412 amino acids. Gene Ontology annotation, cellular component: ESC/E(Z) complex. Gene Ontology annotation, molecular function: nucleosome binding; protein binding. NCBI's taxonomy places the organism in Eukaryota, Metazoa, Arthropoda, Insecta, Lepidoptera, Lycaenidae. The record is from RefSeq and is a predicted model, not a curated record. The transcript has 7 exons.